Durusdinium trenchii is the source of this 1876-nucleotide messenger RNA. The record is from the annotation of a GenBank genome assembly. NCBI's taxonomy places the organism in Eukaryota, Dinophyceae, Suessiales, Symbiodiniaceae.
CUUUUUUGCUUGGGGUUCCCCAAGCCACCAAAGGUCAAGCAGGUAGCAAGGUAGGCAAGGACAUCCUUGCACUGUCUUCUGAACUGUGUUUGGUUGACGCGCCAUAAAAUACAACAGAGCAGAUUCCCUCAGUUCCUUCUUCCGCAGGGAAGCAGGCAGUUGGGAUUAUAUAAGACGUUGAAACAAAACCACGAUGAAACACCACACAGAUGGGGUUAACACGGUAUAACAUGGUAUAACUAACGCCUUCUUGCCGCGCUUUGUUGGAACCGCUUCCGCAGCUGUUCCCAGCUUCAGUGUGGCGAUUGUUGAUCUCGCUGUCGUGAACAUGGGCGAGGAGAAGGAGGGAUGGGUGGAGACCACCGUGAAGCCCGUCACAAGCGGAUGCUGCUUUUGGUUUCGCAUGUUUCCGCCCAUCAAGUGGUUCCUUGCCUUCAUGAAGUGGCUCUUCUUGUCCCGCAUGGAGUACAAGGUGUUGAAAAUCGCUCGGGAGCUCUUCCACGUGGUAAAUGCUGAUGAGUCUUGUUGCUCCGAUUGUCCCUACCGGCAUCUCAGCAAGAUGGAGAGGAUGUAUCUUCAUCGAAUCUUAAAGGACGAGCAGCGGUGGGGAGGCGAAAACAAGAAGUUCAUCAAGACCUUCCAAUCUCAAAUUGUCGCCAUGCAGAAGGAGGAGAGCGACGCUGGAGAGUCCGUCACCGAGGCAGAGUUUUGCAACGCCGUGCUCUACGCGACGCAGGAGUAUAUGGAAAAAAUUGUCAAGAAGAUGCAUGAAGAGAUUAAGAAGGAGUACAAGUCAGAUGAGAAGAUGGCGGAAGCUCCCUGACGGCGAUGGGCUUUGCACAAGACGUGCAAGGAACUUCGGGCGGCGCCCACCACAUAUGGGGGGCGCCCUGAGAUGGGAGACUUCUGUGGCGCGUUUGUCACUUUCGUCUCUCACAGAGUUUCCAUGGCUUGUGUUCCAGUCCCUAGUCCAAGUGUCAUCAAGCGUCCCAGUCCUCAGUCCCGGUAAACCGAUCAGUGGAAUUGACCGCCUUAUCGUUUGAGUAUACAAAGUCCCACACCAAACUCCCACACCGUGACAUGGACAGCUCGUCUAUCCGAUUUUCGGUCUGCACCUGGCACAAUGUGCAGCCAGAGCUUUCUGAUGGCUCAAUUUGAUUGGGUGUGUCUCAAGAAGGUCAGUUGGUGUAUAUGAUGUAUAUGUGAGUACGUGUGUGUGUGUGUGUGUGUGUGUGUGAGCCGUGAGCAGACCCAUAAACAGGACAUUCCGAGAGUUCAAUAAGAUGAUCUUCACGUGCAUUCACUAUGAAGGAAUCUAUGGCUGCCAGGACCACUCGUCAUUUACAGCACCAUCAUGUCCAAGUGUGUCAUCAUUUAAAUUUCCUGCACCAAAUCAUCCAGGUCGGCCUUUUUCACUUACCUAGAUCAUUCACAGCAUCCACAGCUGACUUCUGUGAGCUGGUUGGGGCUGUGUUUCAGCAACCAUCGUGAAGGUUACAACCAUCUCCACACCAGGUGGAGCAAAACAACUCAUCAACCACUUAUGCCACAGCAAAGCUUCUGGUGUAGCCACUGUGGCCUUCUGGGCAAUUUCGGGCUGAUUGCCACUGAGGCUCCAUCCAGCAGUAGCAGCAGCAGCAGCUCCUGAAAUAGUGUUUAUUACAUAGAACUGGGGUCUUAGGGAUGUCUUUUCACAUCUUUUAGAUAUAUGUGGGUUUGUCUCAGAACAGGAAACCUCCGCAAAUGAGCUCAGGCUUCAAUCCUAAACGGUGAAUACCAUGUCCACCAGUCAGUCCUGCUUGGUACCUUAAGCCUUAAGCAGCAUUCGGACAGCACUCGGUUGGUCGACAUGCCUUUCUUCCUCAGGUUCUUGCUU